This is a messenger RNA of Branchiostoma floridae (Florida lancelet), 1960 nucleotides long. RefSeq lists its product as uncharacterized. Bases 104 to 1960 code for a protein of 618 amino acids. NCBI's taxonomy places the organism in Eukaryota, Metazoa, Chordata, Leptocardii, Amphioxiformes, Branchiostomatidae. Gene Ontology annotation, molecular function: calcium ion binding; magnesium ion binding; thiamine pyrophosphate binding. The transcript has 14 exons. The record is from RefSeq and is a predicted model, not a curated record.
CCUGGACACGAGUUCUGCCGUGUCCGCGGGAGGAGUUCAACACCUCUCCGACACCGUGGGGAGGGUGGUACGGGGGGACUGCACGGCGACAGAGAGCAGCUGGAUGUGUAGUGGAAGACUGAUGUGUUUGGCCUGUCAGGAGGAACGUCAAAUCCAGGGUGACGUGUCCUGUAACUCCACCUCCAUGUGGGUCAGCUUCCGCCGGGAGGAUCUGGCUCGCCACGACGAGUCCAGCAUGCACCUGCGCGACCCAUCAUGCAUUGCGGAUAUCAGCAACACUCACGUGACCUUUAGUACUGCCCUUGACGAAUGUGGGACCACAGCGGCGGAAAACGGCACAACCAACAAGAUAGUCUACACCAAUGACGUGUUCGCGCACUUGCUGCAAAUCACCCCGGAUGGAGCUGGCGUAAUCACCAGGACCACGGAGGACCGUUGGACGUUCAGCUGCCAUUACGUCAGAGAUGACUCGGUAGCCGUCGGCGCCCUGUUUCCGGUUCCGGCAUCGAGUGUGGUGAUUCUGCACGGAGACGGCUCCUUCACCUUCAGCAUGAACCUGUAUCGGUCAGACCGCUUCUCUCAGCCGUACGGGCAGGCGGACUUCCCUGUAGAGGUAUCUGUGAAUGAGGACCUGUACUUCGGCAUCUCGGUGGAGGCGGCCGGCUCCGGGCUGGUCCUGUUUGUGGACAACUGCAGAGCGAUGCCGUCCUCCACUCCUGGCGGAUCUACAGAGUACUACAUCAUAAAGGACGGCUGCCACCAGGACGACACUCUUCAGGAGUUCACCUCCGCCUCGGCUACUUCUGCGCAGUACGGUAUCUCUGCCUUCAAGUUUACCAACGAAUCACUGCCAUACGUGUACUUGCACUGUGACGUCAUGGUGUGUCUGGAGAACAAUGCCGACUCCAGAUGUGACCAGGGCUGCGUCGACACGCGCAGGCGCAGAAGGGCCACAGACGGCGGUGUGGAGGAACGCGCUACCCUGGUGCAGGGGCCCAUCUUAAUCCUAGUCCCUGAUGACACUCAAGAUGCCUGUGCUGAAAGUUGCCACCUGCAUGCCUCCUGCAGCCCCUCAACAGGGAGAUGUGUGUGCGAACCUGGGUGGGUUGGAGAUGGGGUCCACUGCCAGGAUUUUGACGAGUGCACGAUCGUGUCCUGCGGGGUCCAUCAGCGCUGCGUCAACAAGCCCGGAAGUCACGUGUGCGAGUGCAUGCCGGGAUACAUGGAGGUGGAUGGAAGCUGCCAGGUCGCGCAUGCGUACCGGUCCACCAGCCGCAUUUUGGCCAGAAGCUUCACCCCGGCGCUGGAGGAUCAUGGGAGUCAGGAGUACAGGGAUCUGGUGUCAGAGGUCACCAGCACGCUGGAGUCCCUGUACCGCCGAACUAGUCUGGCCGGAGACUUACUCAGCGUCAUCAUCAUCGCCUUCCGGCCCGGCAGCGUCCUCGUGGAUCACGUGAUCAACAUCCGGGCCUCCGCGGACUUCUCUCCUGCCAUGACUUCAGAUGAGUUCAAGGUCGUUGUGGAGAAAGCCAACGGGACGGCGCUGGACAUAGACAUCGGGAGUGGCGUCGCCAUCAUGGACUAUGACGAGUGCUCGGACCCGGAGAAGACUGACUGCUCCCCGCACGCCGCCUGUCUCAACACCGUCGGCUCCUUCUCCUGCAGUUGCAUCAUGGGAUACCAGGACAAGUCCCCGGAUGUAGCCUCACGCCCCGGGAGGGUCUGUGAACCAGAAGCCGGUGUCUCGGACAGCUGGGUCCCGGCAGCAACAGGUGCAGCAGCUGCAGCAGCUGUCGUCAUCAUCGCCAUAGCAACCAUCACGUACCUGCGCCGUGCCAACCGCAAGAGAGGGCUCAAGAAUGUGGAAGGGCGCAACAAUCUUGCUUUCGUGAACACCACGAGCAAACCGGUGGAGACUGUCAACAGCUCCCCCUACCGGGACUGUGACAGCGGCUUCUAA